CUCUCCCCCGGAGCGAAGGAGGCGGGUUUUGGCCUCUUGCCUUAGGGAGCGAGUGCGGAGGGAGUGGGAGUGGGACUGCCCCGAGUGGAAGUGGCUGCCUCUCCGGAGAGAGCCUGCUGUACUCCUCGCUGCUCAUGAACUCGUUUUCCGGCGAGCAGCGCCGUCGUUAGGCCGGCCCCGUAGCCUCUGCUUCCCCCGGGACAGGCCCACGCCUCGCCGGGGAGGGGGCAGCCCGUCCAGGCGCCUCCCUUGUCAGCGUCUGCGUCGCGCUGCGACCCUGGAAGCGGGAGCCGCGGCGAGCGAGAGGAGGAGCCCCAGCGGCGGCGGCGGCGGGCAGCAGCACGAGCAGCGCCGGCGGGCGGGAUCGAGGCCGGCAACAUGGCGAGCGCCUCGUACCACAUUUCCAAUUUGCUGGAAAAAAUGACAUCCAGCGACAAGGACUUCAGGUUUAUGGCUACAAAUGAUUUGAUGACAGAACUGCAGAAAGAUUCCAUCAAGUUGGAUGAUGAUAGUGAAAGGAAGGUAGUGAAAAUGAUUUUGAAGUUACUGGAAGAUAAAAAUGGAGAGGUACAGAAUUUAGCUGUCAAAUGUCUUGGCCCUUUAGUGAGUAAAGUGAAAGAAUACCAAGUAGAGACAAUUGUAGAUACCCUCUGCACUAACAUGCUUUCUGAUAAGGAGCAACUUCGAGAUAUUUCGAGUAUUGGCCUUAAAACAGUAAUUGGAGAACUCCCUCCAGCUUCCAGUGGCUCUGCAUUAGCUGCUAAUGUAUGUAAAAAGAUUACUGGGCGUCUUACCAGUGCAAUAGCAAAGCAGGAAGAUGUCUCUGUUCAGCUAGAAGCCUUGGAUAUUAUGGCUGAUAUGUUGAGCAGGCAAGGAGGACUUCUUGUUAAUUUCCAUCCUUCAAUUCUGACCUGUCUGCUCCCCCAGUUGACCAGCCCUAGACUUGCAGUGAGGAAAAGAACCAUUAUUGCUCUUGGCCAUCUGGUUAUGAGCUGUGGAAAUAUAGUUUUUGUUGAUCUUAUUGAACAUCUUUUGUCAGAGUUGUCCAAAAAUGAUUCCAUGUCAACAACAAGAACCUACAUACAAUGUAUUGCUGCUAUUAGUAGGCAAGCUGGUCAUAGAAUAGGUGAAUACCUUGAGAAGAUAAUUCCUUUGGUGGUAAAAUUUUGUAAUGUAGAUGACGAUGAAUUAAGAGAGUACUGCAUUCAAGCCUUUGAAUCAUUUGUGAGAAGAUGUCCUAAGGAAGUAUAUCCUCAUGUUUCUACCAUUAUAAAUAUAUGUCUUAAGUAUCUUACUUAUGAUCCAAAUUAUAAUUAUGAUGAUGAAGAUGAAGAUGAAAAUGCCAUGGAUGCAGAUGGUGGUGAUGAUGAUGACCAAGGGAGUGAUGAUGAAUACAGUGACGAUGAUGACAUGAGUUGGAAAGUGAGACGUGCAGCUGCUAAGUGCUUGGAUGCUGUAGUUAGCACAAGGCAUGAAAUGCUUCCAGAAUUCUACAAGACCGUCUCUCCUGCACUGAUAUCCAGAUUUAAAGAACGUGAAGAGAAUGUAAAGGCAGAUGUUUUUCAUGCAUACCUUUCUCUUUUGAAGCAAACUCGUCCUGUGCAAAGUUGGCUGUGUGACCCUGAUGCAAUGGAACAGGGAGAAACACCUUUAACAAUGCUUCAGAGUCAGGUUCCCAACAUUGUUAAAGCUCUGCACAAACAGAUGAAAGAAAAAAGUGUGAAGACCCGACAGUGUUGUUUUAACAUGUUAACUGAACUGGUAAAUGUAUUACCUGGGGCCCUAACACAACACAUUCCUGUACUUGUACCAGGAAUCAUUUUCUCACUGAAUGAUAAAUCAAGCUCAUCAAAUUUGAAGAUUGAUGCUUUGUCCUGUCUAUAUGUAAUCCUCUGUAACCACUCUCCUCAAGUCUUCCAUCCUCAUGUUCAAGCUUUGGUCCCUCCAGUGGUGGCUUGUGUUGGAGAUCCAUUUUACAAGAUUACAUCUGAAGCGCUUCUUGUUACUCAACAGCUUGUCAAAGUAAUUCGUCCUUUAGAUCAGCCUUCCUCGUUUGAUGCGACUCCUUACAUCAAAGAUCUAUUUACCUGUACCAUUAAGAGGUUAAAAGCAGCUGACAUUGAUCAGGAAGUCAAGGAAAGGGCUAUUUCCUGUAUGGGACAAAUUAUUUGCAACCUUGGAGACAAUUUGGGCUCUGACUUGCCUAAUACCCUUCAGAUUUUCUUGGAGAGACUGAAGAAUGAGAUUACGCGGUUAACUACAGUGAAGGCGUUGACACUGAUUGCUGGGUCGCCUUUGAAGAUAGAUUUGAGGCCCGUCCUGGGAGAAGGGGUUCCUAUCCUUGCUUCAUUUCUCAGGAAAAACCAGAGAGCUUUGAAACUGGGUACCCUUUCUGCUCUAGAUAUUCUAAUUAAAAACUAUAGUGAUAGCCUGACAGCUGCCAUGAUUGAUGCAGUUCUAGAUGAGCUCCCACCUCUUAUCAGCGAAAGUGAUAUGCAUGUUUCACAGAUGGCUAUCAGUUUUCUUACCACACUGGCAAAAGUGUAUCCCUCCUCCCUUUCAAAGAUAAGUGGAUCCAUUCUCAAUGAACUUAUUGGACUUGUUAGAUCACCUUUAUUGCAAGGGGGAGCUCUUAGCGCCAUGCUAGACUUUUUCCAAGCUCUGGUUGUCACUGGAACAAAUAACCUAGGAUACAUGGAUUUGUUGCGCAUGCUGACUGGUCCAGUUUAUUCUCAGAGCACAGCUCUUACUCAUAAGCAGUCUUAUUAUUCCAUUGCCAAAUGUGUAGCUGCUCUUACUCGAGCAUGCCCUAAAGAAGGACCAGCUGUAGUGGGUCAGUUUAUUCAAGAUGUCAAGAACUCAAGGUCUACAGAUUCUAUUCGCCUCUUAGCUCUACUUUCUCUUGGAGAAGUUGGGCAUCAUAUUGACUUAAGUGGGCAGCUGGAACUAAAAUCUGUCAUAUUAGAAGCCUUCUCAUCUCCUAGCGAAGAAGUCAAAUCAGCUGCAUCCUAUGCAUUAGGCAGCAUUAGUGUGGGCAACCUUCCUGAAUAUCUACCAUUUGUCUUACAAGAAAUAACCAGUCAACCCAAAAGGCAGUAUCUACUGCUUCAUUCCUUGAAGGAAAUUAUUAGCUCUGCAUCAGUGGUGGGCCUUAAACCAUAUGUUGAAAACAUCUGGGCCUUAUUGCUAAAGCACUGUGAGUGUGCAGAAGAAGGAACCAGAAAUGUUGUUGCUGAAUGUCUAGGCAAACUCACUCUAAUUGAUCCAGAAACUCUCCUUCCACGGCUUAAGGGGUAUUUAAUAUCAGGCUCAUCAUAUGCCCGAAGCUCAGUGGUUACAGCUGUGAAGUUUACUAUUUCUGAUCAUCCACAGCCUAUUGACCCACUAUUAAAGAACUGCAUAGGUGAUUUCCUAAAAACUUUGGAAGACCCAGAUUUGAAUGUAAGAAGAGUGGCCUUGGUCACAUUCAACUCAGCAGCACAUAAUAAGCCAUCAUUAAUAAGGGAUCUUCUAGAUACUGUUCUUCCACAUCUUUAUAAUGAAACAAAAGUUAGAAAGGAGCUUAUAAGAGAGGUAGAAAUGGGUCCAUUUAAGCAUACAGUUGAUGACGGCCUGGAUAUUAGAAAGGCAGCUUUUGAGUGUAUGUACACACUUCUAGACAGUUGUCUGGAUAGACUUGAUAUCUUUGAAUUUCUAAAUCAUGUUGAAGAUGGUUUGAAGGACCAUUAUGAUAUUAAGAUGCUAACAUUUUUAAUGUUGGUGAGACUCUCUACCCUUUGUCCAAGUGCAGUACUGCAGAGGUUGGACCGACUUGUUGAGCCAUUACGUGCUACAUGUACAACUAAGGUAAAAGCAAACUCAGUAAAGCAGGAGUUUGAAAAGCAAGAUGAACUAAAGCGAUCUGCCAUGAGAGCAGUAGCAGCACUGCUAACCAUUCCAGAAGCAGAGAAGAGUCCACUGAUGAGUGAAUUCCAGUCACAGAUCAGUUCUAACCCUGAGCUGGCAGCCAUCUUUGAAAGUAUCCAAAAAGAUUCAUCAUCCACUAACUUGGAAUCAAUGGACACUAGUUAGAUGUUGGUUCAACCUGGGGACCAUUACAUUGACCAUAUGAUGCACUGAAUUGACAGGUUAAUCAUAAGACAUGGAAAGAGAAGUAAAGCUUCAAAAUGUUCCACUUUUUUUUUUUCCUUCGUGGAGACAGUUUGACUUUCUUCCAUUGUUGUUUUUGUAGCAUUUAUUUCAGAAAUACGUAUUUCCAUAAUCCAGAGGUUGUAAAACCACUAAUGUUUUAGUGGUUAGGGCAACAUUUAAAAUGACAUCUAAAAGUUAGGAUUGAUGGAGAUAGGGUCCAGUAUCUAUUUACCCUGUAAUGUUUAGGAUUAAAAUGUUAAAAUUUUGUGACCAUGAAUUUUCUUUCUUUUAUAAAUUUUCUCUUAUUUAAAAAUCAAAAAUUCUGCAAGACAAAAACCAUGUUUCUUCUUCUUGUAUAACUUUUUGUUUCAGCAACACAAAUUGAUUUUUAGCUGUGGCAGACAAGAAUAUCUGUGUAAGAUUUGUUACAUUUCGGAGGGGUUGGCAGUUUAAAAGAGAUGAUACCAUUUUUUUAGGUAUGGGGAUUAACAGUAUCCCUGUUGCGCACACUAAUUUUGCAUGAGCAAGUUUACAAAUAUGUAUUGUCUGUAAAGCAGCAUGUGCAGAUUAUUCAUAAUACAAAAGUAAAAAUAAGUAUUAUUGUAUUAGUGCAAUUUUCAGAUAUUUAUUUUUGCACAGAAAACAUAUCUGGAGAGAAAGAGAGAGGAGUAAAUUUUUGAAACUUUGGUUUUCUUAAUGCCAGUGUGAAUUUGCAGAUGUUUUCAGCAAAUCAAGUCAUGAUAACAAUUCGCCACUUCUUUUUCUAUUAUAAAUUUCGUAUACAUUUAAAAUUUGAAUAUUUAAGUACUCAGUUUUUCUCAGUUACCCAUUUGUGUGCGUGUGUUUCCACUUAGAAAUUCUUAAAGCCAGAUUUUUCUUUCAUUUCCUUUGUAUCUCUACAUUCCUUAUCGAAAGAGUCAAAUAACUAUAUGCUUUUGAAUUUUACUUUUAGGAAAAUUCUGAAGCUGGCUAUCACAGGUUUGUUAGCUAAUAAUAGUAUUUUCUUUUAGUUGAGUUAGAUUUUCCCCCUUUCUUGGAGAGCUAAUUUACAUAUUGUAUUCGGUAAGCGUUGACUACUUUUCCUGAUUAAAGGGUCUGUGCUUGGGGGAAACAGUACCUUAUAUUGUAGUUAAGAUUUUAUUUAACAUAUCCUUCAGUGAGCUCAUUUCACACUGUAGCCUCUUCCUUCAAAUUUGUGGUGCUCCUGUAACAGUAAGAACUAAUUUCUGAAAUAAAAGACAUCUCCUAAUGCUGUGCAAACAUAGUUUACAUGUAUUGAAGGAGGCAGUUGUUAAAUUGAGUGACCAAUUUUAAGCAUUCAGAUAUUUGAAAACUGCACCCUUUAUUUUUGAAACUGUGAAUUAGAAGUAUUUUUCCUGCUGUAUUACUUAACCUGCUUUAACAUCCAAAUAUGCGGUGAUUUUAAUUGGUAACAUACUGUGGUUAUUAGAUUAACAGCUUGACUUGAGAUAUUCAGAUGAUAAUGCAUAAGACAUCAUUACCAGUAAGGAUUUUGAUUAGGACAUGGACCAUUACAUGAAGUUGGUGCCAUUUCAGAAUGUGGCAGGUGAUAAUCAUACCAUAAUUUGCAUAAAACUGUAAUAGAAAUUUAUUUUGAGCUGUUGGUAUAUUAUGUACUAUGCAUUACCGUGAUAUAGAUGUUGUGGAUAUAUUUAAGUAUUUGGUUACAUGGUUUCACAAUAAAUUACAAUACUGCAGGCUCUAGGACCAUAUAGGAGACUGACAUGCAUAUGUUGUGUGAAUGUCUUAGUUAAGUGUCUGAAGUUAAAUCCAUAUACUUUUCAUGUAUUGGAUUUCUCCAUUCUUUAACUUCUAAAAUGCUUACAGUUUUUUUUUUGUUUUUUUGAGUCUUGCAAAAUGGCUAACUUUUCUAAUAUAGCUGAAAUUCUAUCUUCUAACGAAAGAUUCUGCUCUUUUCUAGUAGUAGAUAUGGUUUUAGUGUUUAUAUAUAUAUAAUAUAUAUUAUAUGUAUAUACUCACAUAUAUAACAAAAUUAGUAAAAGUAGAAUACUCAGAUUUUAAAUGCUGAGUCAUACUAAUUAACUUCAUACUUCUAGUGGUAAUGUCCUGAUACUGGAAUGGAAGUUGCAAGGUGUGGCGUUCAGUCAUAAUCUGCCACUUAUACUGCUUACUGGUCUUUUAAAUAUUAGGAAGUUCUGCUUAGCAAUUCUGCAUAUGUAGGUUCCUCAGGAGAUCUACAAUAGUAAGAGAACAGCUGCUCUCUGAUUUUCUUGAGAACGUUUAAAUUGUUAAGAUCUACCCAAUUUCUUUUUAUUUUUAUUUUUUUAUUAUUUUUUAUUUUUUUGUGGUACGCGGGCCUCUCACUGCUGUGGCCUCUCCCGUCGCGGAGCACAGGCUCCAGACGAGCAGGCCCAGCGGCCAUGGCCCAUGGGCUCGGCCGCUCCGCGGCACGUGGGAUCCUUCUGGACCAGGGCACAAACCCGUGUCCCCUGCAUCGGCAGGCAGACUCUCAACCACUGCGCCACCAGGGAAGCCCCCCAAUUUCUUUUUAAAGAAAGCUCAGUAUGGGGUUGUGUUUUUAGGUUAGGUUAUUUUAUGAAACUAAGGCAGAAAGGAAAUUUGCUAUGGCAAAGACUAAACUAAAAAUUUUAAAUCAUUAGCACUGAAUGAUUUUUUAAAUGUGGUCAUGUAUUCAUUAAUGAUAUCUAAAUCUGCUUAACCCCUGGGAAUUAGAAUUCUUAAAAUAUUGGAGUAUGGAGACUUCAACAAAUGUUUGAAUAUUUAUAUAAUUUUUAUGUAACCAUAAGUAACCAAAUCAUGUUUUUUUGUUUUUUGUUUUUUUACACUUUUGUUGGGUAAAUGGUAAAGAAAUAACAUAUGGGCAUAUCUCAUUUAACCAGUUUUAAGGGAUAUCUUUAUAUCUAGCUCAGUCUCAGAUAUAUGAAUAUGAUUAUAUAGGCAUGAUUGAAGUUUAAAAUGAUGAAAUAUACAAAAUCCUCAGUCACUGAAAAAUUCAGUUAACUGGUUAACUAAUAAACCUUGUAAGGUGUGUUUAGCCACAUGUCAAAUACUUGACAAUUUUUUAGAAGUUGAAAUAACAUUUCCUGCCCAAAUCAAAAAUUUUACCAAAAACUUCAGUUGUUAAAAUUAACUGCCAAUCUCUAGAUAUAUUAUGCUUAGUAAAUAUUUUGAUAUUAAAGAGCUUAAAAAUUUCAGUAAAUGUUGAUUCUAGCUCUAUCUUAAAUAUUGAAUCCCAAUUUUCAAACUACUGCCACCCCAGAUUCACAUCUGUUUUUGAAAUCUUAAUUAAUUCUCUGUGAAAUGGAAAAUGGACAAUAACGACAACAGUUCAUUUUACUGUUUGGGAAAAGGAUAUUCUGGUUUUAGCUGAUUUUUUUCCAGUUAAUUAAGUAAAACUCCUCUGAUGCCUUUGGCUGCAAAAUGCAACACAUUGGAAGUAUUACGUGGCAAGCUGCCAAAAUCUCACCAGAUAUGGCCAUUUUCUUAAGAAACAUGUACAAUGAAAUUACAUAUUUUCCCUUUACAAUACAGUAAGUUGCUUAUUUUCCUAUUAAUACUAGAAAAAUAGGACUUUGUGAACACCUACACUGUAAUUUAGGACAAGAGUUACCAGCAACAUGUUUUUGGCUCUUUGUAACAACUUUGAAAGUUAGCACUUUUCAUAAAAACCAACUUCAAUUAAAACUAAGGGGAGUAUUGCAGAUAAUUUUACUUUGUUAGACUCUGUAAUGUUAAUGUGUCAGUAUGCUUUUUUUAGUAGAGGGAGUCUUAAUACCCUGACCGCUUUGUACUUUAGUUCUGAUGUUAAGUGAUUGUCAGUGAUUUUGGCAAAUUGAAUUGUUUCACUUAAGUCUUAGAUGAGAAAAAGCUAUCUGUGAACUGAAAUUCUUUCUAGAUUAGGAUGUAUUGGAAUUAGUGUAUUUAGCCAUUAUCAGUAAAUAAUGGCUGAUGCACACUGAGUGAUUUUAUUCUAGAAUGCUCUCUCACAAGAAAAAUCUGAAGAAUUGUAUUUUAGAACUGGUUAAUGUAUGAUAACCACGAUAACCUCAUGAUUUAGUAGCCCGUAAUAAUCCUGUUACUUUGAAAAACUAUUUUACUUGUUUCAUAGACAUUUCACUUUUAAUAUAAACCCAACUGCUUACUUAGGUAAGAGCAGCUAAAUGUGUGUGGUGGUAUUUUACUGUAAUCCUAAUGUAGUAUUUUUAAGACACCAAAUGUGUACUUUACUUGGAAUCCUUACCAUCCAUGAACUAAAUUAGGCUUUCCUAAAAGGUCUGGAAAUAAACACCUAGUUUCUUGUUCUAGAAAUAAAACCCAUGCUUUCCUCCAGACUUGAUACUUAAGUAGAAAAAUGCAUGUUCUUUUUAGAUCAGGAUUUCUCAACCUAGCACUAUGACAUUUUGGACUGAGUAAUUCUGUGUCAUGGCAGCUGCCCUGUGCAUUGUAAGAUAACAACAUCCCUCGCCUCUACCCACUUAGAUACCAGUAGUACCAUCACCACCCCCAGUUGUGACAACCAAAAUUGUCUCCAGAUAUUGCCAAAUGUCCCCAGUGGAGUAGGGGAAGAGGGAGAGAGUGCAAAAUUGCCCCAGUUAAGAACCACUACUCUAGAGAGCUUUUGUUUCUUGUUAGUAGGUAAAACCAACUGAGAUUCUAUACAUGCAGAAGUUUUCAGACAUUCUUAGUGUCAGUUCUUCAUCUUCCUAACUAAAUUUAAGUACUGUUUUUAACCUAUUUUCUUCCACCAAUUAAUUAGAACUAUCAUGAUUUAGUGAAAAUAGGUUUCUAUUCUAUAUAUUACCUCCUCUGAUUUAAAUGGAUGGUCUGUAUUAAAUCCCUUAACAUACUUUUUUUUUUUUUCUGGCUAUAAAAUGCUUUCUCUUACUUAAAGAAAUAUGAGUAUAAAGGGGGCUUCUACUACGCAGGGGAAUAUGAGGCAAUGUGAGUGCUUUGCAAUUGGGGUGCUGUAUAAAAAGGCAACUAGUACAUUUUACUUGAAUUCUUGAAAAAGAAUAAGUGGAUUUUCAAAAUUACUCAUUUACAUUCUCUUCAAGAGAACAGUUUGUUCACUACUUUCUUGAACUAAAGACUUGCUUUCAGUACAGGUAAUUUCCUGUUUAGCUGUAAUAUUUAAAGACAUGCCAAACAGUGAUGGGGGGUAUUAGGUAUUAUUUCAAAACUAUAUAUUUGAGCUUUGAAAGUAAAUUGUAAAAGUAAAGGUGACUCUAGCAGAUUUUUGCUAUUUUUCUAGGAUUAGUUGAUGCUUAGAGACAAGAAAAUCCUUCUUAUGAAUCUUGAUAACCACCCAUGAGAUUUUAAAGACUGAAUGGUGGUAGGCAAGUGGCAGGAAAACUUAUCACAAAUCAAAUUGCUUACUCUUUGAAAUAAGACCAUUGAAUGAGUCAUCUUUCAAGCUUCUGAACCAUUUUAGUCCCACUUAGCAGAAUUGGCAUAAACAAAAAUAAAAGUUAAUUUCCUUUUACAUGAUGUUUUUUGAAGUAUUAAAUGAGGCUGAUUGGUCAGCAGUUUUAGUAAGUUCAGAAUGCUGAGUUUGGAAACCUUGGAAAAUCUAGUCUUUAAAACCUGCAUUUAAAAGACUUUUGAAAUUUGUUUCAGCAUCAGUUGCCCUCUGAAGCAGAGUCAAGCACUGUCAGAUGACCAUGUGUGUAAGAGAGGCCCCACUGCUGAUCUGCAUUGCUGUAGCCCCUGCUCGCCGUGCUCUACCUGUCAAGCUUUACGUAAAACUUACUGCCACGCCUCCAUCCUUGUAAACGGAUCGAAGGCAAAGCUAAUUACCUUUCUCCCUCCUUCCUUUGGUGCCUCUCUACUCUUUAGUACUAUGUGCUUAACCCUGGGGACAGUAUGGGGGAAACACUACAUAGUUACUGUUAAGUAGUGUUUCAACAGGGGAAAUGCCGUUAGGGCUCUGUAUGAUCUGUGGCACAGAUUCCUGGUCUGGGGAUCGGGACAAGCCUAAGCCAAGGGUGCCGUGUACUCCAUGUAGUGGGAAUAGAAUUAGCAACAGCAUAGAGACAAGAGGUCCUGCUGUAUUCAGAAGCUGGAGAUGGCUGUAGUCUGGAAUAUGAGGGAGAACAGUAAGAAGCUAGGAAGGGCAGAUUAUAGAGGGCCUUGUAAACGUUUUGGAUUUAAUUUCAGGGAUGAUGGCAAGCCUAGAAAUACUUAAAAGCCAGUCAUGUGAUCAGAUUUGUAAUUUUGAAAGAUUAGCUGCCGUAUAGAGAAUGGACUGGAAGGAAGGAAAGACACUUGGUGAGUUAGGAUGUUAAUGGAAUAAUAUAUGUGAAAGGGAAUGUUGUGCUGAACCAGUGUAGAUUUGGAGGGGAAGUCAGGGUGUUCGAGAUAAAACUGACAGGACAACAACUGAUUGGAUGUUGGAAAUAUGGACAGUUAGGCUGCAAUACAUACAGUCCCCCAAACAGGUGGUUUAGAAUACAUUAUCCUGCAUAGCUAUGGUGGAUAGCAUGGGGGUCUGCUUCCCACCUCACUGGGACCCUGGAUAACGAAGCUGCCACUGGGAAUGUGGUCAGUUACUGUGGCAGAGGGAAAGUGAGAAGUGAGUCACAUCUGUCACACAGUGCUUUCGCUUGACAAUGACACACACCACUGCUGAUCACAUUUUGGUGACCAAGAAGUCUUACGGUCAUACCUAACAGCUGAACACUCAUUCACCAGGCAUUGGUAAGAACAGUCAGCUCUGUUGAGCUGUGGAGCGGUCCUUUUUUAAGAGGCGAAAUGUGGGCAGAAGAGUUAGGUCACAUUGCACACCCCACUGCAAACAACUCAAAAUUAGACGUUCCCACCGAUUCUUACAAGUUCUUUUCAACCACCCUGCCACUGAGUUUCUCCUAAGCUCCUUCUCCACUCACUGUCUGCCUCCUCUCCUUUCAUCUCUUCUUUCUUCCAUGCCCUCCUACAACCAUCCUCACACCUUCCACAGUAGCAAUCAAAUUGUUAGCGACUUUUUAAGCUGUGGCACCCAGGGCCAUGGGAAGUGGCCCAUCUACCUCAGGCAUUUCCCCCCACCCAGAGUUCAGCUGUAUUUUUCCAGACAAAAACAGCAGUCUCCUAAAAGUGCCAGCAAUUUUGAUGUUUUCUGAAAUGUACUUAUGUAGGUAUCACUCAAUAUUCCAACCCUAUAAUUCUUGCUUUUAUCAAUCUUUAUCUCUUCUAUUUCGACCAACAACUCUGAAGGCUACAAGCUAAGAUAUUUUCAUCCAGAGCUGUUUGAAAUUCUAGUAUCCUACUCUAACUAUAACAUCAAGCUCUGCCCUCACUUGCUGUAAACUGAUUUUUGACCUCACAGAGUCCUGUGAUUGAUUUUUCCCACCAUUUUCUCUCAGUUUCUUUUAGCCUUCUGUCAUUAUCUAAUCUGGAUCUCCUGGUUUUUGUAAAUGAUUUAUUCAUAAAAUUACUUGUCCUUUUACUGCAUCUAGGGAUGCCCCCUCUCCCACUCCCUAAAUCUUCCUUUAAGUGUUACGCUUAACCCUGCCUCCAUACUCAAUGGACUACCUACCAUUAACAUAAUUUUGUCAAUAAAAUUAAGGCCAUUAUUCUUGUCCCUCCACCUAAGAAUCUCAUAUCCAUUCCCAUCCUCAGAGGCUGAGUUGGUUGUUCUUUGCUCAAGUCCAACCUUUCUCCCAGAGCCCAGCUUCCACUAGCCUCUCCCAGGUUUCGGUUAAAUUGGUCCUCCAUCUCUUCCCUUUAUCCUCAAUACCACUUUCCCUAGUUCCAUCUGCUGGACCCUCAGAAAUACACUGAAGUCUUGUCUAAAAAGACAAAAAAAAAAUUUUUUUAUUGCAUCUUCCACAAGAUGUCAUCUCUCUGUAGAGAAUUAGAUAUGCUUUCCCAAUUUCUUGCCUUCUUUUCACUUCUUAACAUGUUCUAAUCUGGCUUUCAUCCCUCUGUAGGUGGUCAUAGCAAACCAAUUUCAGUGAAGUCCUUUAUGCCAGAAUGGCCUUCAGUCUUUCUCUUACUUGAACUCAUUGAUAUCAAUACUGCUGAUCACUCCCUCCAUGAGACUACCUGUUCCCUUGGCUUCUAGGAUGUUACCGUCUAGGGCUUUCAUUAUACCUGUGAGACCACUGCAUCUUAGUUUCCCUUAAAUAUUGUUCACCAGGGCCUUCAGUUCACAUGUCUUCUCAUUUAUAAUCCUUCCUGGAUCAUCUCAUCCAUUUCUCAUGGUUUACAUGUUGAUUUCUAUAUCUGUAUACCCAGCUCAGUCGUGUAUUUCAGACUAUUGUAUCAAACCACUUGCUGGACACACCAUAAAUAUAUCCCAAACACAGCACAGGUAGAGCUGAACUCAGCAUCUUCCCCUGGCUUUUCCCUGUCUCUAUGUCUUUGCUGAUGGCCGCCCAUUUACCCAGUCACUCAAGCUGGAAAUCUUAACACAAAUUUGGAGGCAGAAAGUGUAAAUAACAACAUAGACACGUCUGCUGCCAGACAUCGUCUGGGUUUGAAUCUCGACUCAAUAUUAGCUGUUUGACUUGGGUAAAUUACUUAGCCUCAGUUUCUUCAUCUAAAACAUGGGGAUAAACGUAGUAGCUACCUCAGGAUAAUUGUGAGGAUUAAAUAGGAACACUUGUAAAGCACUUAAAACUGCCUGGUACAUAGUUUGUGCUACAUAAUUGUUAGCUCUUGUUAACAUUCUGCCCAUUUUAUUUCCUAAAUAUUUCUCACGUCCAUCUCCAGUACUCUUCUGGUUCAAGACCUCAUUUCCUUGCCUAUUGAUUGGACUACUACAAAUGCCUCCUAACUAGCAUUUAGGUUCAUUCAUCCAGGAAGCUAAUUUAUUAAGUACUUUGCUAGGUCCUGCCAGACCUGCAGAGCCAGGUGAGAGGCCAUACCUGACAUAAAGAAGUGUGCUGGUUACCAGGAGAGACCUGACAUAGGAAGCACCAUAGAGCUCUACUGUACGAGAAGUGUAUUCAGGAGACAGAGUAGGUGCCAGUGGAGUAUAUGACCCAUUCUACAUUGGUGGGGCAGGGAAGGUUCGUGGAAGAGGUGAAAUGUCUUGAGAUAAGAGGUAUUCUACCGUAGAAGAGUUGUUUUCAAAUGCGUGUGCGGGGCCCAGUAAUCGCUUUUUUGUUUUUUUGUUUUUUUUUUUAACGUUCCCAGGUCCUGAUGCCUUCCCAGACCACACUUUGGGACCCGCUGCCUUAGGAUACCCAGAGAGCAUGCAUUCCCAGGUCCUCUCAACUGCCAAAACGAUGGUCUUGACCAUUUCAUAUUCUUGCACUACAUCCUUCAAUCGCUCCUUUUUGCCUUAUAGGGCAAGUACAAGCUCUAGAUCUGGCUACUGUUUGCUCCUCUAGCCUCAGCAUCUGUCACACCUAAGACUGACCGUUAUCCUCAGGCGAGAGUGAAAUAUUUCCCUCAGCCACCAUGCUGCUCCUAACCUUUACACCUUUGCUCAGGUUAUACCUUGUGUCUGGAAUAUCUUGCUUUUUCUUCCCUUUAUGUAGCUGGCUGCUACUUUGUAAGCUGAGUCAAGGAUUUCAAAAGCCUCCCAUGAUGCCAGGUGACAAGGAGGACAUAAUCUAGGGGCCAACUCCCAUCUUUAAAGCCUGACCCCUUUUCAUGCAUGUAAUAUAGUCCAAUUUCUUUAAAAAGCACCUCUCUGUUAACAUUGUACAGAUAUUGCUGAGUGGGGGAGGGUAGGUGGGAAGAGCUGACUGGUCCAACUGUUCACAGACAGCCCUUUAAGUAAAACUGAGUACUGCCAGCAACCCUGUCCCUCUCUGUACCUAAUGUCUCACAGGUUGGAGUCCUUUCUGGGGCUUGGCUGGACUAAAAGGAUCCCUGCUUUUCUGGUUUGUGACUUCUCUAAUGCCUCCUGCUUCUUGUCUUCUAGGAAUUUGUCAGAAUUUUUGAACUACGUGGGCCUUCCCUUCUGCUCUCUAUAUUAUUUUGGAUUUAUUUCCAUUAAUAGAUGUUUACUGUCAUUUCAGUAAAAUUUGGAGACUGAAUAAAUAGCACACUAAAUUUGUCUGCCA
Globicephala melas (long-finned pilot whale) is the source of this 14147-nucleotide messenger RNA. RefSeq names its product cullin associated and neddylation dissociated 1 (gene CAND1). NCBI's taxonomy places the organism in Eukaryota, Metazoa, Chordata, Mammalia, Artiodactyla, Delphinidae. Gene Ontology annotation, biological process: SCF complex assembly; protein ubiquitination. The record is from RefSeq and is a predicted model, not a curated record. Gene Ontology annotation, cellular component: nucleus.